ACAAUAAAUAACUUCCAUUUUUUUAUUUUGUACAUUUAAUUUUAUAGGCUUUAAGUAGUAAAGUGGUGUUUUUACCAGUUACAUUAUGAAAUAGUCCUUUGAAUUUUAGGUAUUUUUAAAUUGUUAAGAAAAGGCCAAAGAUAAUUUUUUGGCAUUUACUAAUAUUUAGUGUUGUGUUUAUUGCAUAAACCAUAUUGUUUAAAGUCAAACUUACACAGCAGUCAAAAAUGUCAAAAAGACCUCAAAUUCAUAUUUUUGUGGGAGCACCCAGUAUUCCAAGCCUGCUGGAGGUGUCAGAGCGAAGUGGUUCAGCACCUGCUGCUGAAAAAUGGAGAGAACUCCGCUAUUCAUGUGAUAUACGUAGUCUUUUUUCUGAAAAAGUCAAAGGUGCUGACCACGUAGUGUUUCAGGCAGAAAGCUCUAUAGUCAGAGCAGUUCCUACAAACGAUGACAGCUCUCAGCAGUCUGAACAGGGAAAAUUAAUGGUAGCAAAAGAAUAUUCGACAUCUCUUGUACCUGUGGCAGUAACUUGUACCAGCACAUCUAAAAAGACUGAAAGUUUAAUUUAUUCUGAUUGUCAAAUACCUAAGGAUAGAUGCACAUGUGCAAAUGUAAAUCAGGCUGCAGAUCAACACCUUCCUCAAAAAUUUGCAGAAUCAGCUAGACAGGAUGAACAAUCACAUGGCUAUUGUUCAAACCUCACUGAAGGAAAAACAAGUCAUUUAGAAGUCAACAGCUCUGACAUUUCUGAUUUGGUUGCCAAUACUAAGCAGAUUAGCAUACAUCUGAGAUCUGCGGGACAAGGUGUUCAAUUGGAUCACAGAAGUGAUCACCAUGAACAUCUAAGUCAAUAUCUGGAUAUGUUUUUCCCCCAAAAUCAAGAGUCAAAACCAAAAGGAGAACCAGGUGAUUGUUCACACCUUGCCGUGUCGACUGAUACUGAAUUUCGUAGUAUAAUGACUUCAAGUCAGAUGGCCGUUUUUGCACAGGAUCGGACUGAGAUGCAGAAAAGAAUCAUAGAACUAUCGGAAACAGAAGCAGGCAAAAAAACUGAAGAAAGGCACUAUGAUCACUUCCAAUUUGAUUCUGCUGCUGGAACAUGUCUUAGUGUGGCUGAAAAUGAAUAUAAGGAAGAGUAUGCAAGUUCCCUUGAACUUUUCAGUUCUGAGGGUGAUGGGAAAAAUGUUUGCUUUGAAGCUACAAAACAAGAAGGAAAUGAAAUCCAUAUUGAACCAUUGAGCUCAGGAAUAUUGUGCUCUCAAGUAGACAGUUCUCAUAAGAGCUCUUCUAAAAGAGCCCACAAGUGUGAAGAUUCCUUUCAUAUUUUUCACUCAGUGUUUAAAAGACAGCUGAAAUCAAAGAGAGCUAAACUGAAUUCUUCUCCAGCUGAUCCUGGGAUGAGAGUGGAUCAAGAGAGGAUGACGGAGUUCAAGAAACUUCAAAAGAAACUAUCACCACUUAAGAAUUGCUGCUGCAAAAAUCAAAAGUACAAUGUUUUGGUCACAAUAGUACAUCCUUGUCAUAUCAAAGAAAUACAGGUGAAGACUAGACCAACGUCUUCGUGUAAAGUUCCUGUAGCAACAAUUGUAGUUAUUGACCAGUCUGAAAUUGAGAGAAAGGUGGUGCUGUGGCGUGGUGCUGCAUUUUGGUCACUCACUGUGUUUCCUGGGGAUGUUGUACUGCUUACGGAUAUAAUAAUGUAUGAGAAUCUUUGGUGUGGAGAAAUCAUGCUGCAAUCUACAUUUACCAGUCAGUUACUGAAUCUGGGGAACUGCUCAGCUCUCAAUCCAGAAGAAUUUUAUCCUGUAGUGGACGGUGGUGUUCUCCAUGGUUUAUUGGCGUACAUAUCAUCAGAAUUUCCACACUUCAGAGACAUUCCACGAAGACAGGUUCAGAGACUGGAUAGUGUUCAGUAUAUGCAGCUAGACCAGCUCCAGCCAAAUACAUUGGUUCACUCAAUCUUGAAAAUUAUCAGCAUUGCCAUAUUAACAGAAUCUGUGUAUAGCUACAGAGGUGGCAACCAAAGAAAAAUUAUUCUAACAGUAGAACAGAACAGAGAUCAACACUAUAGGAUGGUGCUGUGGGGAGCAGGGGCUGCCUGGUGCCCUCAACUUCAAAGGAAAAAAGAUCACAUAUGGGACUUUAAAUACCUUCUGGUCCAACAUAGUUCUGUCUCGGGUGACUUUGAACUGCACACAACUCCAUGGUCAUCUUAUGAGUGCUUGUUUGAUGAUGACAAAAGGGCAAUUGAAUUUAAAGAAAAGUUUCAGAAAAGCAAAACAUCCCUCGUGCAGAUGACAAAGCUCUCAGCACAUUUGGAGGAAAAACGCUCAGGAGUGGUUAAAGUGAAAGCCCGUAUCUUAGAACUGAAGUUUACCAUUUCAACUGGUCAGUACAAGCAACUCAUCUUCCGUGCUGACACUUCCCUGGAGUGUGUUUUGGCUUCUCUGCCUAUGAUUACGUAUUCAGGUUGUGCUAAAUGUGGUCUGGAACUACAGGCGGAUGAGAACAUGAUCUACAAGCAAUGUAUUAGAUGUUUGCCAUACAACAAAGUAAAAACAUUCUACAGACCUGCUUUGAUGACAGUAGAAGACGGAGGAUAUGAAAUUUAUGUUCAUGUCGUGUCUGAGUUGAUGGAAAAAAUCUUCCUCAAUAUUCCUGCAGACUGGCUGAACAGAUUAGUAGUGCCCUCUUCAGAUAUAACCUACAGCACAGUAGUAGCAGAUCUGUGUCAUUUGCUGCUAGCAGAUACGGAAGCAUCCUAUUUGUUGGAAAUUAGGAGCCAUUUUGUGCUAGACGAAAACAGCUAUCCUUUGCAAAAGGAUUUCCAUCUGCUAAAUUUUCAUCCUGAUCUUUGAAGCAUUGACCUCUGCAAUAACGGAGUAACAGAGAUCAUAGGAACACGCAGAUGACAAACAGAAGAAAAAUGAAUUAGCUCAAGGAAGCGAAUCUCUUUAAAAAUACAAGAAAGGAUUUUGGUUUUAACUUAUACAAAAAAAACCCAAAAGGACUGGUAUGGAAUAUCUGCUAAUAGUUUAUACUGCUGCUGUAAUACUGGUAAAU
Molecule: messenger RNA, 3063 nt
Organism: Pygoscelis adeliae (Adelie penguin)
Lineage: Eukaryota; Metazoa; Chordata; Aves; Sphenisciformes; Spheniscidae
Gene: SHLD2
Product: family with sequence similarity 35, member A
Exons: 9
Coding region: 228-2858 (876 amino acids)
Biological process (GO): regulation of double-strand break repair via homologous recombination
Cellular component (GO): nucleus; site of double-strand break
Source: RefSeq, a predicted model, not a curated record